CAAACAAGUUCGAGGAAAAAAAGAGAGGAAAGAAAGAUGGGUUUGAAGUUCAAUACAGUUGCAGCUUUUCUGGUGUUAUGCAUUCUAAAUGCUAAUGCCCAGGUGUUUGAUAUAACAAAAUAUGGUGCAGGUGGUGGUGAUGCCACACAGGCAGUUCUAAAAGCUUGGACAGAGGCCUGUGCAUCUGCUACACCAAGCAAACUUGUGAUUCCAAAAGGGGAUUUCAGUGUAGCCCAGUUGAAAUUGGAUGGACCAUGUAAGGCACCUAUUGAGAUUCAGCUUCAAGGCACAUUGAAGGCUCCAGUGGAUAUGGGUCAUUUAGAGAAUACUGAUGGUUGGAUUAGCAUCAGUAAUGUUGAAGGUUUUACAAUGUCCGGUGGAGGAGUUAUCGAUGGCCAAGGAGCGGUUGCUUGGAAGAAAAAUGAUUGUGACAAGAACCCCAAAUGCAGCGGCCUUCCUAUGAACAUCAGGUUCAAUUUCAUCACAAAUGGGAUGAUUACGGAUGUGACCACAAAAGAUAGCAAGAACUUUCAUGUUAAUGUUUUGGGAUGCAAGAACAUUACUUUCCAGCAUUUCACUGUUUCUGCACCGGAAACUAGCAUCAACACUGAUGGAAUCCACAUUGGAAGAUCGGUGGGUGUCAACAUUAUUGAUACCGACAUUAAGACGGGUGAUGAUUGUGUAUCAAUUGGUGAUGGCAGCCAACAAGUAAGCAUCACAGGAGUGACCUGUGGACCUGGUCAUGGCAUCAGCAUUGGAAGUCUCGGAAGGUACCCCAAUGAGGAGCCUGUGAAAGGAAUCACUGUCAAGAACUGCACCAUCACUAAGACAAUGAACGGUGUGAGGAUCAAGACAUGGCCUGCUUCUCCACCUGGGACUGCAACUGACAUGCAUUUUGAAGACAUUACCAUGAAUGAUGUUGGCAACCCAAUCCUCAUUGAUCAAGGCUACUGCCCUUACAAUCAAUGCACUGCAAACGUACCAUCAAAGGUGAAGAUCAGCAAUGUUAGCUUCAAGAACAUCAGAGGAACUUCUUCAACUAAAGUGGUUUCAAAACUGGCUUGCAGUCCUGGGUUACAAUGCGACCAAGUUGUGGUGAGUGACAUUGAUCUCACAUACAGUGGACCUGAAGGUGCUGCAGAGUCUCAAUGUUCCAAUGUUAAGCCCCAGAUUACUGGCAAGCAGAACCCACCAGCCUGUGCUGCCCCUGCCACUGCCACUGCCACUGCUUAAUUUUCUUUGAGAUGCUGUAGAAUUUGCAUCCAAGAAGAAUAAGUUUGUUUUUGUCUCCUUAGAGAAUAAAUAGCCUGUAAGGAGAGCAUGUCUCAUGCCCCAUUUUGCUUUUUUUUCCCUACCCCCUUUCAUGCUUCUAAGCAUGAUUUUGCAGUGUCUAAUAACACUAUUGUAUUAGAGUCUGCAUGGUAAUAAGAAUUCAG
Tripterygium wilfordii is the source of this 1436-nucleotide messenger RNA. RefSeq names its product exopolygalacturonase-like. Bases 37 to 1233 code for a protein of 398 amino acids. Gene Ontology annotation, molecular function: polygalacturonase activity. The transcript has 3 exons. The record is from RefSeq and is a predicted model, not a curated record. NCBI's taxonomy places the organism in Eukaryota, Viridiplantae, Streptophyta, Magnoliopsida, Celastrales, Celastraceae. Gene Ontology annotation, biological process: carbohydrate metabolic process.